This is a messenger RNA of Frankliniella occidentalis (western flower thrips), 2620 nucleotides long. RefSeq names its product probable methylcrotonoyl-CoA carboxylase beta chain, mitochondrial (gene Mccc2). The record is from RefSeq and is a predicted model, not a curated record. The coding region runs from base 73 to 1755 and encodes 560 amino acids. Gene Ontology annotation, cellular component: methylcrotonoyl-CoA carboxylase complex; mitochondrion. The transcript has 11 exons. NCBI's taxonomy places the organism in Eukaryota, Metazoa, Arthropoda, Insecta, Thysanoptera, Thripidae. Gene Ontology annotation, molecular function: methylcrotonoyl-CoA carboxylase activity. Gene Ontology annotation, biological process: L-leucine catabolic process.
CUCGCCGCCUCAACCACCAAGGUAAACACCAGUUGCAUGUCAGCACUACCCCGGGAUCGGACUUGAAAAACAAUGUUGGCGACAAGGAUCAGCCAAAUAUUCCGCAACCGGAAUGUCCUGAGAAGGUGUUUCUAUUCUUCCGAGCCUAAUGUCAUCGGCACGGAAGUUGACCACAACAGCAAUGAAUUCCAGGAGAACUUUUCCAGUAUGAAAGCUCUUGUAGAUGAGCUUCAUACUACUGUUGGGCGAAUUGUGCAGGGUGGUGGUGAGAAAGCAGUCCAGAGACAUGUGUCUCGAGGAAAAAUGACUGCUAGGCAGAGAAUUGACCAUUUGACAGACCCUGGCUCUCCAUUCCUGGAGUUGUCACAACUUGCAGCCCACGAAAUGUAUGGUUCAGAUUUUAUCCCAGCGGCAGGAAUAAUCACUGGAAUAGGACGGGUUGCUAACACCGAUUGCAUGAUCGUAGCAAAUGACGCUACUGUAAAAGCUGGUUCAUACUAUCCAGUCACUGUAAAGAAACACCUCAGAGCUCAAGAAAUUGCUGAACAAAAUAAUCUGCCUUGUAUUUACUUGGUAGACUCAGCUGGCGCAAAUCUUCCCCAUCAAGCAACUGUUUUUCCAGAUGUAGAUCACUUUGGUAGAAUAUUCUACAAUAUGGCCAAUUUGUCUGCAAAAGGAAUAGCUCAGAUAGCAGUUGUAAUGGGCAGUUGCACUGCUGGUGGUGCGUAUGUUCCUUCAAUGGCAGAAGAGACUGUGAUAGUUAGAAAUCAAGGAACUAUAUUCUUAGCUGGACCACCACUAGUUAAAGCAUCAACAGGAGAAAUUGUUUCUGCUGAAGAUCUGGGAGGUGCUGAUCUUCAUUGCAGUACAUCGGGGGUAACUGACCACUAUGCACAUGAUGAUGAACAUGCCCUACAUAUCACUCGGCGCAUAGUUAAAAAUCUCAAUAGGUCUACUCCCACUCAGAUGGUACCUUCAAGUUAUUCUUCUCCAAAGUUUUCAGCUGAUGAACUUUAUGGCAUUGUUGGAACAAAUUUGAAGAAAAGUUUUGAUGUUAAAGAGGUGAUAGCUCGUAUUGUAGAUGGUUCAGAGUUUGAUGAAUUUAAGUCAAAAUAUGGAGAUACAUUAGUCACUGGUUUUGCCCGCCUUUAUGGCCAGGUAGUGGGUAUUAUAGGCAAUAACGGAGUUCUCUUCCCGGAAGCAGCAAUCAAGGGAACUCAUUUCAUAGAAUUGUGCUGUCAGCGAAAAAUUCCUCUCAUCUUCCUUCAAAACAUCACUGGAUUUAUGGUAGGCCGUGAAGCUGAGGCAAGUGGGAUUGCCAAACAUGGUGCUAAAAUGGUGACAGCUGUGGCAUGUGCUAAAGUGCCCAAAUUUACUUUAAUUAUUGGUGGUUCUUAUGGAGCUGGCAAUUACGGAAUGUGUGGGCGUGCUUACAGUCCUAGAUUUCUGUAUAUGUGGCCAAAUGCUCGAAUUUCUGUGAUGGGUGGGGAACAAGCAGCAGGGGUUCUGGCAGAAAUCACAAAAACCCAGUUUGAAAAGUCGGGAAAACAUUGGACUGAGGAGCAAGAGAAAAAGCUGAAGGACCCUAUCAUACAAUCAUUUGAAAGAGAAGGGAGCCCAUAUUACUCAAGUGCAAGGCUUUGGGAUGAUGGUGUGAUAGAUCCUCGUGACACCAGAAAAGUCCUGGGGCUCAGUUUAAGCGCUGCUCUGAACGCCCCAAUAGAGAAUACCAGGUUUGGUUUGUUUCGUAUGUAAAUGGUUACUUGAAUGGGCUGAUAUGUUACAGAUGAGUGGAUAAAUCAUAUUUCAUAUAGUUACUGUAUGUUAAAAAUUUGAGCAAAAGUUUUAUUGAAAGUUUGGUUUAUUCAUAGAAACAUCAACUAUUGUUGUAAUGGAUCAAAUCUACUACUGCUUAUUUGUUAACACGUUGAGUGCGGUGGGUGUAGGCUGUUAUUGGGACUCACAGUGUUGGUCAAGCCGCACUCAACAUGUUAAUAUUAGUACAUACAAAAUCUGAUCUGAUGUUCUUCUGAACUGUAUGUAUUACAUUCUCUUUCAUUCCUUCCUACUGUUUUAUUUUAGUUUCUCUAGUUUUAUGAAUUUAGACUAAAUGUAUCUAGGAGCACCUAAUUUGAAGUUCAAUGCAGUGUACAUAAAAUGUGGAAUCCUUUUUGUAAGUACUUUCACCUUAUGGCCAUACUUUACUUGUUAUGUUUUGAAAUUUUAUUUUCAUGUUUUCUGUGUAUGUUUUCAUUUAGCAGCCCAGUGAGAAAUUACAGUUGAAUCGACAUUGAAACAAUGUCAAAAACUGUGGAAUUGAUGUCAAAACUAUAUCAUGAAUUUCUCACUGGGAGGGUACAAGGUUAAGAAUGUAUCGAAUGUAUAUGUCUUUUGUUGGUUUUUGUUUUAGACUGAAAGGUCUGGUUUACAAGACUGAAAACAAUUAUAAUUGUUUAUUCACUUUUAAAAGUUUAUCGUUUUGAGUUUAAAUCUGUUCUAUCUAGUUGUGGAAUUUCUUCUAUUGAAGGAAGUCCUUAUGUUAUAGCUCCUGAUAUCUGGAGGUUUGUUUUGUUUUUUUAGGUUUUAGAACUUCUGUCAUUAAAGAGUCUGUCAAUGUGGA